UUCCUUGCAAGUAGAGCCUCGUCCUAGCUUAUUUUUCUUCUAAACUGAUAUAUAUCUUUUGUCUUGAAGUGCAUUCGAAUCUGAUGUCCAGCUAACACAUCUCCAGGCGGAACGGCGAUAAUAUGUUUCCUAUGAUAGACCGGAAACUGCUGGUCUCGUGUUCGUAAAAGUGGAUUCAGAGCAUUUGUAUAUUGAAUUUAAAAUUUCUAUUUUAUUAACCAUGUCAACCUUGGAGAAGCCAUCGUCGUCCCAAUCUUUGCCGUUGUCAUCAGUAGCAGCUCGAGAUAUUGAUCCACUGAUAAAGGAUUUAAAUGAAAGGAAGCAGAGUUUUAGGCGCAACGUGGUGUCAUUAGCUGCAGAGUUGAAGGAGGCGCGGAGCCGCCUUAUAUCACAAGAGCAAUCAUUUGCCAAAGAAACCCUAACAAGACAGGAAGCAGAGAUUAAAGCCAGAAGCAUGGAAGAGGAAAUUGGUAGGUUGCGGAGGAGAUUGGAGGAGAGAAACGAGCAACUUCAAGCUUCAGCCGCUACUGCUGAGAAGUAUCUAAAUGAGUUAGAUGAUCUUAGAACACAGAUCGCAGCAACUAGAGCAGCUGCUGAGGCAAGUGUCGCAUCAGCUCAAUCAGCAGAUCUCCACUAUGCAGAACUCGCCAAAGAAUUAUAUGAGAAAAAUCGUUCACUGAAAGAGCAUGAGGUUUGUGUCAUUUGGAUGGGACAGCAAGUAGAUAAUCUACAGAAGGAUCUUCAGGCAAGGGAAUCUUCACAGAAGCAACUGAAAGAUGGCAUUCUGCAGAUUGAACACGAUAUCAUGGAAGCCUUUGCGAAAGCUGAAGCGAACAAGAACUGUAAAUUGAGGAAAAUAUUAGGUGAAGUUUCUCCUAGGAACUUCGAGAAGAUAAAUGAGCUUCUAAUUGUCAAGGAUGAAGAAAUAGCAAAACUUAAGGAUGAAAUUAAGAUCAUGUCUUCUUGUUCGAAGCUCAAGAUUGAGGAAUUAGAAUCACAGUUAGAGAAACAGCGGUGUGUUGAUCAGGAGCUGAAGAAGAGGGUGCUGAAAUUGGAAUUUUGUCUGCAAGAAGCCCGUUGUCAGACGCGAAAGCUUCACAAGAUGGAAGAGAGACGGGACAAAGCUAUAAAAGAUCUGAGAGAUCAGUUAGAAGCAAAACAACGAAGUGAAGUGUGUGCAGAAAAGCAAAACCAAAAUUUCUGGGAUUGCUCUGGAUUCAAAAUCGUGGCCUCCAUGUCCAUGCUGAUCUUGGUGGUGUUCUCGAAGCGGUGAUUGGGCCCUCAAUGUCCUUUCCGUUGUGAAGUAGUUCA
Neltuma alba is the source of this 1311-nucleotide messenger RNA. RefSeq names its product nuclear envelope-associated protein 2. The transcript is spliced from 5 exons. The record is from RefSeq and is a predicted model, not a curated record. The coding region runs from base 221 to 1273 and encodes 350 amino acids. Lineage: Eukaryota; Viridiplantae; Streptophyta; Magnoliopsida; Fabales; Fabaceae.